Messenger RNA from Dendroctonus ponderosae (mountain pine beetle), 1772 nucleotides. Its product is annotated as polygalacturonase 2. Gene Ontology annotation, molecular function: polygalacturonase activity. Gene Ontology annotation, cellular component: extracellular region. The record is from RefSeq and is a predicted model, not a curated record. NCBI's taxonomy places the organism in Eukaryota, Metazoa, Arthropoda, Insecta, Coleoptera, Curculionidae. Gene Ontology annotation, biological process: pectin catabolic process.
CAUUUUACUACUAACCCGAAAAACUCACGUGAUUCAAGGAGUGGCAUCCAAAGCCUAUUUCUAUUUAUAAUUAAGAAAUUGCCUUAACUGCAUGGCUGUGGAAGGUUGUUCAAAUAAAAUAAUUUGUUGGCAGUGUAUUUCACUGUAUUCACAUGUAGUUAACUGUUUACAGAAAGUUGUCUGUACGUUGUCUCAAAAAAACAUUCUAUUAUAGAACAUUAUUUUAAACGCGAUUAAUGUGAAUCCCAAACCUUUCAUAACUUUAUGAACCUCAGAACACAUGUAUUUCGCUUUACAAGCUUUAAAUCAAUUAUAAAAAAUAUGGAAUAAAAACGAUUCUUUGUUUUAGUAAAUAAUCUUUUCGAAUGUGGAACUCUUAACCAUACUUCAAACUACGACAUAAGUACAGGUUUUAAUGAUAAUUUUAAUCUGGAUUGUCGAUUGCUACUAGUUGACUAGUUCCAGAUUGGAGUUUUUGUUCAGCUGCCCAAAAUGAAACCGGAUAUUGGCAAAAUAUGUUUCUUUACAUUGUUAUAUCAAGAAGUUUAUUGUGAUGUUUAUCAUGGAAGUUUAACAGAAGAAUGUGUUGUAACUGAUUUUUCCCAAGUAACUGAGGCAGUAGAAAGUUGCCAAAGUACAAUUCUAGUACAAUUUAGGGGAAUUAUCACUUUUGACUACUCUGAAAGAAGCGACUAUCUGGUAAUGAUCAAUGGAACUAAUGUGGUCAUUGACGGUGAAGAAGACAGUAUUUUAAAUGGCCAAGGAGAAUUAUACUGGGACGGAAAAGGUACAUCUGGAAGCAAAAAGCCUAAGUUCUUCGCAUUGGAGCUACACAAAUCAGUAAUGAAGAAUAUGAAUAUUCUAAACGCACCCAUGCAUUGUGCUCAGCUCUUUAACUCUACUGAUGUGCUUCUAUCUGGAUGGUUAAUCGACAACCAGGCAGGAUUUCAAGCCCCGCUGGGGAAAAAUACCGAUGGAUUCAAUGUGCGGAAUGGAAGCAACAUAGUGAAUGAAAACAGCCUUGUAUUCAACCAGGACGACUGUGUAGCUCUUAAUUCUGGUAGUCACUAAAACUCCUCAAAUUACUUGAAGCUCAACUUACAGUUGAAUUCGCUUCAAAACGUAACUUUUAGAAAUUCAAGCGUCACAGGUGGUGAUAAUGGUAUUCACAUAAAAACUCAUGUAGAUGCUGGACUGGGUCUUAUACAAAACGUGACUUAUCAGGAUAUUCAAUUAAUAGACAUUGUUAAGAAAGGCAUCGGUGUCGAGGAAAAUUAUGGGGGUGCCAAAAAUGUAUCGGCUAGAAACAACAUCCCGAUUCGAAAUCUGAUUCUGGAGAAUAUUGUUGGAUCAGUUAAUAUAACAGCCGUGCCAAUUUACAUUUUAUGUGCCGAAGAUGGUUGCUUUGAUUGGACUUUCGCCAACGUGAUGAUCGAAGGAUCUAGAGAGAACAGCUGUAAUUUUACUCCAGAUGAUUUCAUUUGCUAGAAACAAAUAAUAUAUAUAACUACCUUUCCGCAUGUGGAAGUUCUGGUUUAAGCAAUUGAAACAUUCUUGCAAACAAAACAUUAAAUCAACAUAAAAAGCUCAUUUUGCAACUUAUUAUUCUGCCAUAAAAAAUAUUUUUUUGUUCGACAAUUUAAUUUUCAAAGCCCGAAAAAUAUUUUAAAACGAUUGUUACUGGUAAGCUUCUUAAGUGAAAAUGAAACUAAAAACGAAGAUUUUAUUUUUUUUCAACAGAUUUGAAAUACAUUAUAAGUAAUGGAAAAUUA